AUGGUCAAGAUCAAGAGCAUCGAGUAUUUCCGUGUUCUUCCCAGAUGGCUGUUCGUCAAGAUCGUGGACGAAGAGGGCCAGUACGGCUGGGGUGAGAGUACCCUCGAGGGUCAUACUGAGGCUGUGGAGGGAACACUGAAUGCACUGUGCAAGAGAUUCGUGGGCUACGAAGCGGAUGAUAUCGAACACAUUUGGCAGAUGGCCUGGCGCCUGGGGUUCUACCGUGGAGGCCCCGUCUUCAUGUCGGCCAUCUCAGGUAUCGACAUUGCACUGUGGGAUCUCAAGGGCCGCCGGCUCGGCGUCCCCAUCCAUCAGCUUAUUGGAGGAAAAGUUCGCAACAAGCUCUCCGUCUAUGCCUGGAUCGGCGGAGACCGGCCCUCCGACGUAGAAGCUGCCGGCAAAGCACGACUCGCGCAGGGAUUCAAAGCGAUCAAGAUGAACGCCACCGAGGACGUCAACUGGUUGGAAUCGCCGAGCGUGCUUGACUCCUGCGUCGAGCGGCUCCAGGCCGUCAAGGCGCUCGGCCUGGACGCCGCCCUCGACUUCCACGGUCGACUGCACAAGCCCAUGGCCAAACAGCUCGCGAAAGCGCUCGAGCCGCACCGCCCGCUGUUUCUCGAGGAACCCCUUCUCUCCGAGCACCCGGAAGCCAUCAAGCAGCUCUCGGACCAGGUCUCGUGUCCCAUUGCGCUCGGCGAGCGGCUCUACAGCCGCUGGGACGUGAAGCGAUUCCUCGAGGACGCGAGCGUCGACAUCCUCCAGCCGGACAUCAGCCACUGCGGCGGCAUCUCGGAGCUGCGCCGGAUCGCCUCCAUGGCUGAGGCGUACGAUGUCGCGAUCGCGCCACACUGCCCGAUGGGCCCCAUUGCGCUGGCGGCGUGCAUGCAGGUUGAUCUGGCGACGCCCAACUUCGUGAUCCAGGAAAUGAGCCUGGGGAUCCACUACAACACAGAAGCCGGCGAGUAUGAUAUCACAAGCUACGUGAAGGAUGCUAGCGUUUUUGAGGUCAAGGACGGCUAUGUCGAUGUCUUGACGGCGCCUGGCUUGGGUAUUGAAGUCGAUGAGGAGACUGUUCGUCGGGUAGCACUGAAGACUGAGCCGUGGCUUUGCAAGGAAUUCUUCGGUGUUGACGGCGGUAUUCGCGAAUGGUGA
Molecule: messenger RNA, 1152 nt
Organism: Aspergillus clavatus NRRL 1
Lineage: Eukaryota; Fungi; Ascomycota; Eurotiomycetes; Eurotiales; Aspergillaceae
Product: mandelate racemase/muconate lactonizing enzyme family protein
Exons: 2
Coding region: 1-1152 (383 amino acids)
Biological process (GO): amino acid catabolic process; D-galactonate catabolic process
Molecular function (GO): galactonate dehydratase activity
Source: RefSeq, a predicted model, not a curated record